Molecule: messenger RNA, 4081 nt
Organism: Monomorium pharaonis (pharaoh ant)
Lineage: Eukaryota; Metazoa; Arthropoda; Insecta; Hymenoptera; Formicidae
Exons: 2
Coding region: 106-2508 (800 amino acids)
Molecular function (GO): protein dimerization activity
Source: RefSeq, a predicted model, not a curated record
CGAUGUACAACACUCGUACGUAAAAUGAAAUAGAUAUACAUUUGAAGUUUGGUGAAAGCGAGAUAGUGAGUUCUAGUGCGGUCCGUUGCAGCGGCGAAGUUUAGCAUGGAAACAGAUGAUGAACUGAAAAGGAAGAGUAAGCGAGGCUUUCUAGAUGCUUGGCUCAGCGACGAGCGUUUCAAAUUUUGGAUACGCCGAGUGCCCGAUGACAACAGUCUCUUCCAUUGUAUUGUAUGCAACAAGAAUUUUUCAUGUAGCUCGUUAUCGCAUAUCUCGAGGCACGCAGAAUCGGCACAUCACAAAGGAAACAUUGGGAAGGAUCCAUCCAAAAGGGACAAUGAAAACUCAAAGAAGAAGCUAUUUCGCAAAAAGGCGUUCAGGCAACAGUGGCUGGAGAUCGAGGAGUUCAGGCCAUGGCUGUGUGAGGUGCAGCAGAACUCAAACAUGUUUUUUUGUACCUUCUGUGACAAGGCCGUGUCUGGUGGUCUGUCACAAAUUUAUCGUCACGGGGAGUCCAAAAUACACAAAGACAACGCUGGGAAACACAUGAAGCCGAUCGAGCUGAACAAGGAGUUGGAUGUGCCGAUUGACGAAACGUAUCUGCGAUUCGAGGAGCGAAAAAAGUCGGCGGAGAUCCGUUACGCCGCUCUGAUCGCCGACAAGAAUAUCCCACACGAGACGGCGAAAGAGCUGCUUGAUUUCUUCAAGGACUUGGGUAAGGAUCCCAACGUGCUAAAGUGUAUGAGUAUGGGCCGCACAAAGUGCACGAACAUUAUCACGAACGUAUUGUGCCCAGUUGAGACGGAUUGUCUCGUGAAAAAUAUUAAUCAAAGCAAAAAUCCGCGAUUUUCGAUCUUUAUUGAUGAGACAUCAGACAUAUCGAAUGAAAAGAGACGGAUGUUUCAUUUCUUUGUGCGAUACGUCAAUCCUGAGACCUUUGACGUGCACUCGCAGUUGGUGAAGCUGAUCGACAUCGACAUGACUGAGUGCAACGCGGAGAAAUUGUUCAACGAAUUCAAGCAUGAGAUGUUGAAGCUUGGAAUACCCCUGUCAAACGUCGUUUCCCUGCUGUGCGACGACAACGCAUCCAUCAUCACCGGCAAGCACUUCAAGAAGAAAUUGGAAGAGAUGUGCGAGAACGUACUGAUACUAUCCUGUCCAUGCCAAUCAGUUGCCUUGAUCGCGCACGCCGCGUGUGCCAAGAUACCCCAAGUUUGCGAGGAGUUCCUAAAGAAAGUCGCCAAUUAUAUCAAGUCGAACGUCAAGCCAGGUCACAAGCGAUCGGCCACUUUUCGUGACUUCUGUGAAUGCUUUCAUGAGAAAAAUCACGCGAUCCUGAAGCUGUCCGAAACACGAUGGCUCUCACACUAUACAUGUGUCGAGAAACUCCUCAAAUUUUGGGACAGCAUAAAACACAUCUUGGAGGAGAUAAUCAUGAUUGAGAAGACGAGGAACGGCGAAAACUUAUUGUAUAUUAUGCAGAACGUGGAUAUAAAGGCAUACUUGUUGUUUCUAAAAUACGUUUUGUGUUUUUUUAACGAGUUCAACGCCUUCUUUAAUGUCGUGGAAACGAGAAUUCAUCUGCUACAAUCGAAGUCGUUGGCUCUUCUAACUGAAAUUUGUAAAAAGUUUUUAAAGCCAGAAAUUUUGAAAAAUCUGCCAAACAUAGUAUUUCAUAGAGCUGAAAAUUACAGAGUACUUGACGACAUUAUUUUAGGAAAGGAGUGCGAGGAAUAUCUUUGUCAAUUGAUGACCAACGGAUACAUAAACAUGAUUCCAAUCAUUCGGAAGAACUGUCUGCAAUUCUACGUGACGGUGGCCGAAGAAAUCUGCAAAAGACUACCGGUUAACAAUAUAUUUUUAAAGAAAUUGGAAGUUCUGCAACCGCAUUCAGCUUUAUUAAAUACAGAUAGAAAAGGAUUAUAUAAUGACCUUUCAUUCAUUGCCACAAUAAUUGGUAAUUACGACAGAAACGGUUUAAAGAAAGAAUGGUUCUCGCUGAACUCAGAUUUCACAAUAACAGAGAAGAAGAAUUUGUUGCAAUUGAAUUUCGACGACAUGUGGAAACAAAUCCUGCAAAGCCGAUAUCCAAAUAACGAGAUUAAGUAUCCACAUCUCACGAUUCUCUUAAAUUCCGUUAGAUCAAUGCCAAAUUCAAAUGCUGACCCAGAAAGGAUAUAUUCUUUUCUGUCGAAUGUUAAAACGAAGAAACGAAACAAGUUGUCAUCGGCUGCUGUAAACGCGAUCUGUGUGCUACAAUCGGCAUUGGAAACAAGAGGGGAAACUGUUUUGAGUAUGAAGAUUAACAAUGAUCACUUUGAUCUUAUGUCUUCAGACAAAUUGUAUACUAAUAUACAUAAAAAAAACAAUGGGCAAAAGCGUAAUCAUCAGUUACAUGUCGCAAAUGUUAAUAAUGGUAAUGCUAGUGAUAGUGAUAAUGAUAAUGAUAAUGAUAAUGAUAAUGAUAAUGAUAUUGCUGGUUCCUCUUCAAAUGACAAUACACAAUAACCCAAACAGCAUACAUGUCCAAGGCGAGACAUAAGACGUUUUAGACUAGUGGCAUGUAGAAAAACGCAAGUAGUAAGAUGUAAAUGGUAGAAUAAUAAAUAUUUUUUAAUUACUAUGGCUCAUGUUAUUGUCUUACUUGAGACUCAGGGUGUUUAUUACUGGAAAAAACGAGUCAUACGCUAUUUAGUUCAUAUUAUUUUUAAAAAAUACUUUCUCUUUAAUAUUUAAAGCUUAAGUAAUUUGUCUUUAUUAUUGUAUGUGUGUGCUAUAUAUAAUAAAGAAAACAUUAAAAUAUAUAAUAAAAUUUAUUUCAAAAAUCGAUGAAUGUAAAUCUUCAAAAUGUUUUGAAAUUCAUUUCAAAAAUUACAUUAAAGAGUUCUCUAAUCAUACUUGGAACUUUGAAUAAAAUUCCUAAAAAAACGGAAUUUCUUAGGAAAGUCUUUUUGGAUUUUAGUAAACAUCCCAUUCACUAUAAAUGAUUAAUUUUUUACUGUUUACGUCUUAUUGCUCAUAUUUUUCUAUAUGUCGCAAGCCUUAAGAUGUCAUAAGACUUUUGAGUAUCUAAAAAUGUUUCAAAAGAGCUGUUUUUGUCGCCGCACUAAACUGCAUUAAAACUUUCUAUCUCGCUUUCCUCAAACUUUAAAUAUAUAUUUAUUUUAUUUGAACUACAUAAAAAUGAUGGUCUUAAUCAUCCAUUGUAUGCGUAUUGGUGCAUGUUCGACAUUUGUUUUCUUUUUAUUUUAAAUAUUUAUGUGUUACUGCUAGAGUUAUUCGAUAUAAAUUUUUUAAGUGUUGCCAAAGUGUAUUGCAAGAACGAGAGCGAUAAAAAAAAGACUAAAUAUUUUUCUUGUAAGUUAUCCAAAGCAAAAGUACUUUAAUUUAUUUUGUGAAUUAAACUUUAUUUAACAAAUUUUAAUGUUUUAAAUUGGCAAAUAGAAAAAGCUAACAGACAUUUACUCUCUUUCUCGCACAGUUGUCUCUUUCAUUUCUUCACUCUCAUUUUCUGAAAAUUUUCGGAAAACACGUUUUUUACUACCUUUAAAAAUUCGUAACUGAUAAAUCCGAUAUAGAUGAUAGAUUAGACUGACGUAAGCUUGUAAAUACAAUAGUACAUAUAUGUAUAUAAUAGUUUUAAAUAAUUAAGGAUUUACGAAAAUUCUUGGAACAUAAAGGAUGAAAUGAUUCCACGGUCGUUGCGAGCUUUAAGUGGAAUGCACUUGAUACGCGUACCAAGUGCUCGGUGUAAACUAGGGCAUUGUCGAAAAGUGUAUAUGGUACGUACUAGCACGUACUAGUAUGUAGUUUCACAUUUGACACACAUCUCUGUUUGGCGCUGAUGCUACAUCCACGCACAUUCACGUGAUCCACGUUUCGUCGCACGAAAAAGGCUAUGGUGAUCGCUCUCAGGCUUUUAUGGGCUUUUCUUUGAUAAAAAGAAAUACUCUUAAAUGCUUUUAAAAUAUAACAGUUCAUAAAAUAGGGAGAAUAAUUUAAAAAGUACAAAUCUUAGUAGGGUCAUAAAAUCAUAAGAAAAUACAUAUCCCAUAUCUGUUUGCAAAUUUGGCAAAAAAAA